ACGCCUCUUUCCCGCAUCCCCAGCCAUUCUCGCUCCGCCUUCCUCACUUCGUACAACAACAAUUCCGGCCAAUAUCCCACUCCUCUGUGUUUCCCUCAUCUCUCGAACCCAUGACCGACCUCCAUCUCUGUCACCGGUCCAUUCUCCAAGUACAAGGAAUGACGACCGGCCUCCAUCUCUAUCCUCGGUCUGUCUUCAAACGCUGUGGGAGCUUGCCUCUUCGAAACCCAGAGCGGCAAACAUGGUGCGAACCAGCCUCCCCGAAAUGGCCAAACGGUAUGUACUUAGGAAAAAUCUUGAUUUUUUUUUUGUUUUACCUUUUAUAUUUGACUUGAAUAUAGUGUUUACCGUUUCUUCAAUGCCAGUUUGUUGUGUUUUGAAAUUGGUUGUAUGUGUGUUCCAAUUGCGGUGUUUGUGUGAGUGUGUGACCUUAGGGUUUGAAUAGUAGGUGUUUGUGAGGUGUUAUUUAAGAUUACAGAAAGUUGCAGAGUUACACCAUCAACUUAAUCAGCAGCGCCAAAAUUACUUUGAUCCUCUAGCUGAUGCUUCUGAUCGUUUUCAACAUCCCAAAACGAUAGCCCUCAACUGAAAUACUUUCAGCAAGAUUUUGACACAACCCUUGCUUUCUGUAAUCAUGAAAGGAAACAAAGGACUGAUGAGGGCACUUCAAUUGCAAAUUCUUGUUAAUGAGCAUUUCCCGGCCUCUUAUUCAUUAUGCUUCAAGUUUGGAGAUGCCGCGAAGUUACUAAAUGCUCGUUUGACAAAGGACCAGCUCACCCCAUUCAAAGACACUCUGUGGGGUCAUUUGCUGGAUGCUCCGGACUUGUAAUUCUCUGGCCAGAUCAUCCACAUGCUCUUGUUACGCCUAGUGCAUCAACAAUUCACAGAUGAGCUGUGGUUUUGUGUGCGAGGGAAGCUUUUGAAGUUUACUUUCAAUGAUUUUGUCUGCAUAACCGGACAACUAUCUACUGGUGAGAGGCCUGAGUUGUCCACUGAUCAAAAAGACUGCAUUGCUAAGAAGUUCUUCCAUGGACGCACUAACAUUACAUUUCAGCAGUUGAAGAAUAGGAUGGAAGACUACAAGGCUCCAAGGAGAGGUGAUCCACUACAAGGUGUGAAGCUUGCAUCUCUGUACUACACACUGUGUGUCCUGCUUUCCAGAGACAAAAGGACCAAAAUAAACCCGGAUUUUGUGAAAUGGGUUGAUGACUUUCAGAGUUUCAAGAAGUAUCCUUGGGCGAUGGAAUCAUACAAUCUGACCGUGACUCACAUGAAAUCGCUAAUGGUAGGCCAACCAAAGUGUUUCAAUGAAAACAAGGCCGGCGAUCCACUUUAUGAAAAAGUGAAGUAUACGAUGUAUGGAUUCCCGCAUGUGUUACAUGUAUGAUCCAAAUUAAACACACCUACUUAAAAUUUUUAAUAACAAAACAAUUAAUCAUUACUUUUUCCAUUUGUAUAGGUUUGGCCAUACGAGAGUGUACCGAACUUUGCAAAAUUAGCCACUACAAAAGUUGCCGAAGAGCCUUGUUCCAUGCUUAACUGGAAAGCGGAAGGAUAUUAGAGUAUGACGAUGGCGUUUGCGGAUCAUUUGGCGUUGGAGUAUCCUUUGACACCCGGAUGUGACCACGACAACAUGUGGAACAUGAGAUGGCAAUUUGCGGUGCGCCUAUGGCGUAUGAAGAAGACUGAUGUUUGACACCAUUUAAUUGACAUUAUGUUUUGGGUUGUUGUACAAUGUUGUACAAUAGUGCCGCGCUUUUUGUACAAGGUUGUACAUUGGAAUGCCAAACUAUAAUGCUUCCAUUUUUUGUCAACAUUUUCAUGUUUUUGAUAAACAAUUGUUAAUAAAUUCAAUUGUUACAAGGUCACAACAUUUUCAUGUUUUGGAUCAGCAUUUUCAAUUGAAUAUCACCACUCAAAUGAAU
Molecule: messenger RNA, 1925 nt
Organism: Cuscuta epithymum
Lineage: Eukaryota; Viridiplantae; Streptophyta; Magnoliopsida; Solanales; Convolvulaceae
Source: the annotation of a GenBank genome assembly